Messenger RNA from Aureobasidium subglaciale EXF-2481, 1234 nucleotides. RefSeq lists its product as uncharacterized. Lineage: Eukaryota; Fungi; Ascomycota; Dothideomycetes; Dothideales; Saccotheciaceae. The coding region runs from base 237 to 860 and encodes 207 amino acids. The transcript has a single exon. The record is from RefSeq and is a predicted model, not a curated record.
CCAGACCCACCCUCGGGGCCUUAUCUCUGCUCUCGGCCCUCGGUAUGGUCAAUACUGCAUGGGCAUGUGUUAGAGGACCAACGGACAUGAAGCCUAACACAACUUCUGAUUUAUUGAACGUCCAUCGACGUGGGAGCAGAGAAAAGUCUACGAUGAGUAGUGUUUGCCAUCCGAAAAAAAUUCAUUGUUGACCGAGAUUUUGAUGGAGCAACCGGCAAAGCUGCAACGCGUGUUCCAUGGAUGGCAGGUCAAACCCUGCACUUGCUGGCAACUUCCGUCAAGCAGGGACGAAACCAAGACUCGCGCGUACCUGCAUUCGUAACGGCCAUCGUCGCUCUCGCGAUGAAUUGCUUCCUCCGAAUUGGACACGCGCUUACAUGUGUAACUUUGAGGGAAAACUUGCCUCAGCUCGGAAGUGUCACGGAUGGUGUCUUCAAACAACGCGAUCGCAUUCCUGCAAUGCGCGCAGCAUCUCCGCAUCCCAUAAGCAUCGGAGCCGAGGCCGGUCGUGUCUGCUGUACCAAGGAACAUUAUCAUCCCGCUUACCGAUCUCGUAUGCGUUGCCACUGUCAAGUCUCGAUACCAAGGUACCACUCUGCUUGUCGCAAUCUGUAGCCACGUCUGCGGUGAUGACGAAGGCUGUUCAAGAGAUCCGGAAGACGAGUGUGGGGAGAUCGACCCGCUUGCUGGUCAGCAAAAACCGAGCCAACGAGAUGGCUUCAGAUGACCUUGAUAUAGAGCAGAUCUCAAUGGGUUAUGACAAAGCCGAUUGUACAUCCGCCAUCAUUAUGCUAGCAGCCAACCUCGUGUCCGUUAAAUGGACGUUGGAUUCCUGCCUAAACAGCACGAUGCAUUAUUGACCUUGACAGAGGCAAGCAGUUCUCUUCGUCUAGGACGCAUACUAUUUUUGUUUCUCAACUACUUGCAAAUAUUGCAAGGUCGUCGUAAGCACGCUCACUCGAUCGCAGUAUGAGCAGCAAGUUGUAUUUCAGCAUCGCCAUUAUCAGCACUUCCAUGCGUCACAGCUUCAAUGCAGCCCAGCUCAUCUCAAUGCUUGUAGCAUUCGACUCACACGCAGGCUAUGACGAGCUGAGAACUGCCGACGUGUGCAACAGUCACACCCUGAAUGACUCAUCUAGUAAUCUUGAUCUGAGCAAUCUCACCAUCAGGGUACUGCAUAUCCAAACUCCGGUCUCGGACGUCUCCUUAUCGCAUUUGAUAAGUUCGAGGAUAA